GGCUGCCCCAGCUGGGCAGUGCUGCUCUGCGCCGCGCGGCGCUCGGUGCCCGCGUCCCCCGCUCCGCCCUCCCCGCCAGCCGCCCCGGGGCAGGAGGCGCGCCUGGCGACCGCCCGGCCAGACAAAGGAGGCGCGGCGCGGCAGAGCCAGCGCGGGCCGACGGACCAUGGACUCGGAGCGCGAGCGGCCGGCCCCCGCCCUGAGGACCCGGCGUCCCCGGGCCCGGCCCUAGGCGCCCGGCCCCGCCGCCCGGGGCGCGCAGCCGGGAGGACGCGGAGCCCGCGCGGCGCGGAGGAGGCGGCGGCCGCCGAGCUAGAGGGGCGCCGCGGCGGACGGCCCGCGGGGCCCCCGGAGCCAUGGGCAAGUGCAGCGGGCGCUGCACGCUCGUCGCCUUCUGCUGCCUGCAGCUGGUCGCUGCGCUGGAGCGGCAGAUCUUUGACUUCCUGGGCUAUCAAUGGGCUCCUAUCUUAGCCAACUUCCUGCACAUCAUGGCAGUCAUCCUGGGCAUCUUUGGCACCGUGCAGUACCGCUCCCGGUACCUCAUUCUGUAUGCAGCCUGGCUGGUGCUCUGGGUUGGCUGGAAUGCAUUUAUCAUCUGCUUCUACCUGGAGGUUGGACAGCUGUCCCAGGACCGGGACUUCAUCAUGACCUUCAACACAUCCCUGCACCGCUCCUGGUGGAUGGAGAAUGGGCCAGGCUGCCUGGUGACACCUGUCCUGAACUCCCGCCUCGCCCUGGAAGACCACCAUGUCAUCUCUGUCACCGGCUGCCUGCUUGACUACCCCUACAUCGAAGCACUCAGCAGUGCCCUGCAGAUCUUCCUGGCUCUCUUUGGCUUCGUAUUCGCCUGCUACGUGAGCAAAGUGUUCCUGGAGGAGGAGGACAGCUUUGACUUCAUCGGUGGCUUUGACUCCUACGGAUACCAGGCGCCCCAGAAGACGUCACAUUUACAACUGCAGCCUCUGUACACGUCGGGGUAGCUUCUGUCCCGCGCCCAUCCAGUUGCCACGAGCUUACUGGCUAGACUGAAGCCGCUGGCGCGAGCUUGGGCCAAAGUAGCAGGCGCGCCCCCUGGCGGCUUGCGGACCAACUGCAGCCUGCGUG
Messenger RNA from Lontra canadensis (Northern American river otter), 1104 nucleotides. It is a transcript of the gene NKAIN1, whose product is annotated as sodium/potassium transporting ATPase interacting 1. The coding region runs from base 357 to 980 and encodes 207 amino acids. The transcript is spliced from 7 exons. The record is from RefSeq and is a predicted model, not a curated record. Gene Ontology annotation, biological process: regulation of sodium ion transport. NCBI's taxonomy places the organism in Eukaryota, Metazoa, Chordata, Mammalia, Carnivora, Mustelidae.